This is a messenger RNA of Gasterosteus aculeatus aculeatus (three-spined stickleback), 1266 nucleotides long. RefSeq names its product dual specificity phosphatase 23b (gene dusp23b). NCBI's taxonomy places the organism in Eukaryota, Metazoa, Chordata, Actinopteri, Perciformes, Gasterosteidae. The record is from RefSeq and is a predicted model, not a curated record. Gene Ontology annotation, biological process: protein dephosphorylation.
CCUCCCAGGGCCCCGUUGCUAUUUCUGGGUCAAUGGCUCCGCCAGUCAGCCAGCGGCUCCGCGGCCGACGGGACGUCACCUUGCUCGUGUUUGUCAUUACCGGCCCGCCGGCCGGAGGAGAAACGGACUGUCCCACGUGACCGUCGACAUGGGACAUUGGGAGCGGCUCGGUGUCAAAGUGCGACACGUGCGUUCGUGACCCGCCUGCAGUCCGCAGCCACUGACUCAUCCGGAUUUGACGAAACAUGGCUUCCACUCCACCGCACAAUUUCUCCUGGGUCGACCCUGACAAAGUGGCCGGACUGGCGCUUCCCAGGAGGACGUCCGAGUACCAGUACCUGCUGGACCACGGUGUCAAACACCUGGUGUGUCUGUGCGAGAGGAAGCCGCCGGGCUGCGACUCGGUCCCGCAGCUCCGGCUGCACCACAUCGACAUAGUGGACUUCUCCCCCCCGUCCCCCGCGCAGAUCGACCGCUUCCUUUCCAUCGUGGAAGAGGCCAACUCCAAGGGAGAGGGUGUGGCAGUGCACUGCAUGCACGGACACGGGAGGACGGGGACCAUGCUGGCCUGCUACCUGGUGAAGACCAGAAAGAUCUCGGGGACGGACGCCAUCAACGAGAUCCGCCGUCUGCGGGAAGGCUCCAUUGAAACCAGCGAGCAAGAGAAAGCUGUGGUGCUUUUUUCUCAGCGCACAAAGUAGCUUUUAUAGUAAGAAAAAAAGUUAUUGUUCAGUGUCAGUUUGCGAUUAAUAAGUGGAACAACUUCAUUUCUAAAUAAACCGUUUAUUAUCUAUGAAUAGGAAACUCAAGCAACAUAUUUGUUCAGUAAAUGCAUCAUCAUACUGUCUUUUUACAUGGUACUGUAUACUAUCGUUUUGCUUAGCAAAGGAUUACUUUUCUUUGCAUUGACAUUCUCCUCCCCAGGUAGUUGUUAACAAAUCUUGCGCAUUCAUUCAUGCAUUCAAUUCAUUCAUGCACUGGACGCCGGAGAGAAGAGACGCUGGCGCUCCUUGAAUGUGAGCUUUUCAGGAGCUGACGCCCUCCUGGUUUUCUCCUCUGGGUUUCUGUAAAUCAGUAAUAUCAAAUUAUUGUUAUUAUUAUUAUCAAAAGCUGCUUGUUCGGAUUGAAUUUCAAUGUGUUACAGGUUAGACCCACUUGUUUGAUAGUAUGUUGUUGGAUUGUUGACUUCGUCCACUCUGUCUUUGAUCUGACAAAGCAUGGAAAUAUUGCAAUGUACAAUAAAAUAAGUGGUCUGAUGAGCACAGA